AUGCGGGCUGCGAAGUGGCUAGCGGGUCUGCUGUGCCCGCUCUCCCUUCUCAUCACCAAGUCCUGGGAAGUCCGGUUUCACCCCUCACAAGAGACCUUAGUGAAGCAACUCUCUUCCUACGAGAUAGUCACACCUACCCGAGUGAAUGAAUUUGGAGAAGUUUUCCCUCACACACAUCACUUCAGGAGGAAGAAAAGGAGCUUGGAGGCACCCGGGGAGCCCGCUGCUUUCAGGACACAUUACCAGCUCAAUGCUUAUGGGCAGCUCUUCCAACUGAACUUGAGCGCUGAUGCAGGAUUCAUUGCUGCUCAUUAUAAAGUGAUGCAUGUGGGGUCUGCACAGGAGCAGCCCUCCUCUGACUUGCGCCACUGCUUCUACCGGGGGCAUGUCAAUGCACAGGAGACACAUACGGCUGUCUUCAGCCUCUGUGGUGGCCUGAUGGGCACCUUUAAAGUACAUGAUGGUGAAUAUUUUUUAGAACCUUUGAUGAAGGCAGAUGGAGAUGAACACGAAGAUGAUCAUAACAAACCACAUCUUAUAUACAGACAUGAAGAUUUAAAAAAUGACAUUUAUCAGAACUCCCAGAAACCUUGUGAAGUUUCAGAAAAAGAGAUGAAGAAAAUCAUGUUACCAUUUCCAGACUACGGCAGUUUAAAUGAAGACCUAAAUAUUUUACAAAAGGCCACAGUUUUAGAGUAUGCUUUUAAAAAUCUAUCAAUAGAGGUUGAUAGAAGCAAUCCACAUUCCCGGAAAAAACGUUUUCUUUCCUAUCCAAGAUAUGUAGAGGUGAUGGUUACAGCUGAUACCAAAAUGGUUCGUCACCAUGGACGGAGCUUGCAGCACUAUAUAUUAACACUUAUGUCAAUAGUUGCAGCAAUCUACAAAGACUCAAGUAUUGGAAAUCUCAUAAAUAUAAUGAUUGUAAAACUAAUUGUAAUUCACAAUGAACAGGAAGGACCAGCCAUCAGUUUUAAUGCAGCUACCACUCUUCGUAAUUUUUGUUUAUGGCAACAAACACAGAACAUUCUGGAUGAUGCUCACCCUUCUCAUCAUGAUACUGCUGUUCUCAUCACAAGGGAAGAUAUCUGCAGAGCUAGAGAGAAGUGUGAUACUCUAGGUUUAGCGGAAUUAGGUACAAUGUGUGACCCACUGCGCAGCUGUUCUAUAAGUGAAGAAAAUGGAUUAAGUGCUGCAUUUACUAUAGCACAUGAACUUGGGCAUGUAUUCAAUAUACCCCAUGAUGAUAGUUUUAAGUGUAAAGAAGCUGGAAUAAAAUAUCAGUACCAUGUAAUGGCCCCAACUUUAAAUUAUCACACAAGUCCAUGGACGUGGUCAAAAUGCAGUCAAAAAUAUAUCACUGAGUUUCUUGAUACUGGUUAUGGGGAAUGCCUUCUCGACAAACCAAAUGGAAGAAUAUAUGAUCUUUCAUCACAGCUGCCUGGAUCAAUGUAUGAUGUCAACAAGCAGUGUGAACUUAUGUUUGGUCCUGGGUCACAAGUAUGCCCGUAUUUGAAACAAUGCAAACGCUUAUGGUGCACAAGUGCUGAAGGAAUUCACAAGGGCUGUCGUACUCAGCAUAUGCCAUUGGCUGAUGGGACAGAAUGUGGUCUUGGAAUGCACUGUUACCAUGGGAUUUGUGUAAGCAAAGAAAUGGAAACACGUCCUGUAGAUGGAGAAUGGGGACCUUGGGGACCUUAUAAUUCAUGUUCAAGAACCUGUGGAGGUGGAAUCAAAAGCACAACCAGGCUGUGUAAUCGACCUGAGCCGAGAAAUGGAGGAAAAUACUGUGUGGGUCGCAGGAUGAAAUUUCGAUCAUGUAGUACUGAUUCAUGUCCAAAGGGCAAACAAGAUUUUCGAGAGCAACAGUGCUCUGAUUUCGAUGGUAAACAUUUCAACAUCAAUGGUCUUACAUCUGCUGUACGCUGGCUUCCAAAAUACAGUGGCAUUUCUAUGAAAGAUCGCUGUAAACUUUUUUGCCGAGUGUCUGGAACAACUUCCUACUACCAGCUGAAAGACAGAGUUGCCGAUGGUACCCCCUGUGGAACUGAAACCAAUGACAUAUGCGUUCAAGGCUUAUGCAGGCAAGCUGGCUGUGAUCAUGUGUUGAAUUCCAAGGCAAGGAGAGAUAAGUGUGGAAUCUGUGGUGGUGAUAAUUCUUCAUGUAAGACUCUUGCAGGUACUUUCAACAGUGCUCAUUAUGGUUAUAAUAUCAUAGUAAAAAUUCCCAUGGGAGCAACAAACAUUGACAUUCGUCAGCACAGCUAUUCAGGAAAACCAGAAGAUGACAACUACCUUGCAUUAUCUGAUACUCAUGGGAAUUUUAUCCUGAACGGAAAUUUUGUUGUAAGCAUGUCUAAAAAAGAAAUUGGUAUACAAGGAGCCAUUUUUGAGUACAAUGGUUCAAACAACACUGUAGAGCGAAUUAACAGCACCCAUCGACUAGAAGAAGAGCUAAUUUUGCAGGUAUUAUGUGUAGGGAAUUUAUACAAUCCUGAUGUGCGUUAUUCAUUCAGUAUUCCUAUAGCAGAGAGAAGUGAUCUGUUUCUCUGGGAUCCAUAUGGUCCCUGGCAAGAGUGCAGCAAAAUGUGCCAAGGUCUUCGUAAAAGAAAAGUUACAUGCAUACGUAAGAGUGAUCACUUGGUAGUGUCUGACCAAAGAUGUGAAAAUAUACCUCCUCCACCAGCAGUCUCUGAAAAGUGCAAUACAGAGUGUGAAUUAAGGUGGCAUAAUAUUGGCAAAAGUGAGUGCACAUCACGGUGUGGCCCAGGGUAUCGGUCUUUAGACAUCCACUGCAUGAAGUACUCUGUUUCAAAAGGACUGAGUGUUCCAGUGGAUGAUAAAUACUGCGCUGAUCAGCAGAAACCACCAAUCAGAGAACCCUGUCAUGGUGACUGUCUGUUAACAAGCUGGCACUACACAGAAUGGUCAGAGUGUUCCAGGAGCUGUGAGAGAGGCAUAAGAACGAGAGAAGCUUUUUGUAUGAACAACUUUGGUCGUCGGCUAGCUGAUAGAGAAUGCCAUGAGCUUUCAAGGAUUGUAACACAGAACUGUAAUGAGUUUUUAUGUCCAAACUGGGCUACUAGUGAUUGGAGUGAGUGUCCUGUGACAUGUGGGAAGGGAAUGAGGCAUCGACAAGUAUGGUGUCACCUGAAUGAUGAAAAACUGAGAGAGAACUUCUGUAAUCCAAACUCUAGACCAGAAUCAGUAAGAUCAUGUGAACUUCAUGAAUGUGCAUCUUGGCAAGUAGGACCAUGGGGAUCAUGUGCUGUGACAUGUGGACGUGGAUACCAAAUGCGUGCAGUCAAAUGUGUGACUGGCACUUAUGGAGUUAUUUUAGAGGAUGACAGAGAGUGCAAUGCUGCUACCCGCCCUAGAGACAGUCAGGACUGUGAAAUGCCUCCUUGUCCAGAAACCACAAAAUUAUGGACAACAUCGCUUCCUGUCAUAGGGAAGGUGACUCAGUGGAGAUAUGGAUCAUGGACCCCAUGCUCUGCAUCUUGUGGAAAAGGUAACCGUGCUCGCUAUGUGAGUUGUAGGGAUGCUCAUGGUGGAGUUGCUGAUGAAUCACUCUGUACACACUUACCCAGACCAGCUGAGAUUUCAAACUGUUUUAGUCCAUGUGGAGAAUGGCAAGCUGGAAAUUGGUCACCCUGCACAGUUACAUGUGAUAAUGGAAUAACAACAAGACAAGUUGUCUGUGUCAACUACCAUCAACAAAUUGAUGAGAAUUACUGUGAUCCCGAAAGCCGUCCUUCCAACAAGCAAGAGUGUAACAUGCCUCCAUGCCUGCCAGUUUAUCGUCAUAUUCCUAAAAUACAUGACCAUCCAAGCCAUUUUCCAGAACUAGAUUACCCUCCAAUACACAGGGGCCAUCACCCACAAGAUAAUGUAAAUCAAUGGAGCCAUCCUUCUGUAGGAGGAAACCAGUGGAGAACAGGACCAUGGGGAGCAUGCUCUAGUACUUGUGCAGGUGGAUUCCAACGUCGUGUUGUAGUGUGUCAAGAUGUGGAUGGAAUAAGUGCUAGUCAUUGUGAUGAGGCAACAAAGCCCCCAGAGUCAAGGCACUGUGAUUCUGGACCCUGUCCACGAUGGAACUAUGGGAACUGGGGAGAAUGUACUCAUACAUGUGGAGAUGGAAUAAAGACAAGAUUAGUGAUUUGUCAGCUUCCUAAUGGCCAAAUGUUGAAUGAUCAAAGCUGUGAAAUUCUAGACAAGCCACCUAAUAUGGCACAAUGUAAUGUGCAUUCUUGCCCUGGAGAUGUUUCAUGGCAACGGGGACCAUGGAAAUCGUGUUCCGUUUCCUGUGGAAAGGGUAUAAAGUAUCGUGAUGUGCAUUGUGUGAACAGCAUCCAAAUUAAAUUAGAGGAAGAAAACUGUAGACAUUUAAAGAAGCCUCGAACCCACAAAGUUUGUAGAGCUGUCAGAUGCCCUGCAUGGAAGGCCAACAGGUGGAAGGAUUGCUCGGUGACCUGUGGAGUGGGGAUUCAACAACGGGAUGUUUACUGUCGGCUGAAAGGCAGGGGUCGAGUGAAUGAAGCAAUGUGUAAUCAUGAUGCCCAGCCCCCUAGUCAGAAGCCCUGUUGGCUGCCUGCCUGUGUGUCGUACCAAUGGCUGACAGAUGAAUGGCAAGAUUGCUCAGCAUCAUGUAGGAAAAAGGAAACACGCCGGAAGGUCAAGUGUGUGGAUGAAAACAAGAUCCAAGUAAAUGAAAGUUCCUGUGAUCCUGCCACAAAGCCUCCAUCGAUCAAAAAAUGCAGGAUUGCUCCCUGUAAAUAUGUUGUGGUUACAGGAGACUUGUCACAGUGUUCAGCCAGCUGUGGGCUUGAUUACUGGCAAAGGAUCACAUACUGUAUUGGAAUCCACGCUAUUCGGAAUAAUCGUGCCUAUGGUCUUCGCUCGGUAGCAUAUCGAGAUUGCCCAAUAGUGCCUUCCCCACACAUUUAUAAAUGUAAUAUCAGGGGAUGUUUACAAGCAGCUACUUGGAAGGUGGGGAAAUGGAGCAAAUGCUCAGUAGCUUGUGGAGUGGGAAUAAAGGAAAGAAGAGUAGAAUGCAUGACUGAAAGUGGUUUAUCCAGUGGCUUGUGCCUGUCACGUUUAAAACCAGCAGCCAGAAAGAUCUGUCAUGCAAAAGAAUGUGAAGCUUUCACCAGCUGCAAAGAAAUCCAGAUUAAAAAAAGGAUUAGAAAGGAUGGUGAAUAUUUACUUAACGUUAAAGGAAGAUUGAUAAAGAUUUAUUGUUCGGGGAUGCAGUUUGAGAAUCCCAGAGAAUAUUUAACAUUGGUUAAAGGUGAAGCAGACAACUUUUCUGAAGUAUAUGGAUACAGGUUACAAAAUCCAUACGAAUGUCCUUUCAAUGGAAGCAGAAGGCAAGACUGUGCAUGCAGAAAUGACUACCUUGCUGCUGGACACACUAUUUUUAGCAAAAUAAGAAUUGAUAUAAUCUCUAUGCAAAUUAAAACUACAGACCUUCUCUUUGCUCAGAAUGUAUUUGGGAGAGCUGUUCCUUUUGCUACAGCUGGAGAUUGCUAUAGUGCUGCCAGAUGCCCACAGGGGCAGUUCAGCAUUAAUUUGACAGGCACUGGACUGAGGCUAUCCAGUACAGCUAGAUGGAUUGCUCAGGGCAAUUAUGCAACUGUUGAUAUACACAAAUCCCAAGAUGGUACUAAAAUAUAUGGAAGAUGUGGAGGGUUCUGUGGGAAAUGUAUUCCUAACACAAGUAUUGGUCUCCAACUUCAAAUACAGUAA
Emys orbicularis (European pond turtle) is the source of this 5745-nucleotide messenger RNA. It is a transcript of the gene ADAMTS20, whose product is annotated as ADAM metallopeptidase with thrombospondin type 1 motif 20. Bases 1 to 5745 code for a protein of 1914 amino acids. The record is from RefSeq and is a predicted model, not a curated record. Lineage: Eukaryota; Metazoa; Chordata; Testudines; Emydidae. Gene Ontology annotation, molecular function: zinc ion binding; metalloendopeptidase activity. Gene Ontology annotation, biological process: proteolysis; extracellular matrix organization. The transcript has 39 exons. Gene Ontology annotation, cellular component: extracellular matrix.